Messenger RNA from Amoebophrya sp. A120, 284 nucleotides. NCBI's taxonomy places the organism in Eukaryota, Dinophyceae, Syndiniales, Amoebophryaceae. The record is from the annotation of a GenBank genome assembly.
UGCGAAUUUGUGUGUGAAGUUUUACACCGAGGUGCUGGGCAUGACUUUAUUGGAGAAACAGGAAGUUUCGCCGUACAACUUCGACCUGUAUUUCUUCGCGUAUUUGACGGAUGAGAUGAAGCAAAAAGUGCCAGACUUUAGCAAGAUCGGUACUAUGGAGAGCAAAAUCCAAGCGCAAAGGGAGUGGCUGUACCAGUUACCCGUCACGACACUGGAAAUCCAGCACAUGCGGAAUAUGGACAAAACAGCACCCGUGCUCGCCGGGCCGGAUGACUUAUCCCCGG